CUCUCUCUCUCUCUCUCUUGCCAGGAUAAGGUCUGAGGAAUAUCAGAUUUCCAGCGGCCCUACUACUUUCCACUACACUACCUAAAUCUAUAUUUUAUUUGCACUUGUACAUUACGUAUAUCAAUAAAAUUAAUAACUAUACAUUGAACCAGAUAUAAAGGCCGGCGGCACGGCAAGAAACUUCUCAGAUUUUUAAUCGAGAACAGAAGGAACCCGUUUCUGCUCGUGGGAUUUGAGGAUUUGGGUUCGUUUUGCUAUUUUCUGGUAAACCCAAUUCGUUCAGAGGCGGACAAUCGGUUUGGAAGAAACUUAUCAAUGUGAGUGUCUGUGUAGUAAUCAGUACUAAACAAUUUGGAUCUGUUUUUUUGUGUUCCUGAUUUACAAAAUUCAUUUCUAUACAUUAUUUUUUGGAACUACCAUUCAGUGAUGAUCGAUGAAGUGUAAUUGAAUGUGCGGAUUACAAAAAGAAAAAAAGAAAAAAGGGAGGAGUUUUGUUAUUUUGGUUUGAUUUCUACGUUGGUGAGUACAGUGAAAACUGGCUGUUUUUUUGUUUGUUUUCUAUGACGUGCGUAAUUUGUCGGGUAUUGCCCGCAAUUUAAUUGCAUUCUGUGAGUGUUUAGUUUAGUUUUCUUGUUCCUUGUAAUCACUUAUCACUCUUCGAAUGGAAUCCAAAAAAUAUACUCCUAUAUGUUGGGUUUUCGGAGCACCUCAGGUCACCUGUACCGAAAUGCAUGUAACUCUCUUCUCGUGAAGAGACCAUUGUGCAAUCUUGCCGUUGAAAUCGCACAGGAAUAGAGGUUCCCUAUGCUCAUAUGAGUCCUACUUGUUUUGGGUUUUCCCAAUUCAUCGUCUCAAUUAGUUCUCAUAGGUUUCGGUGACGUAAGCAGUUAGCUUCUUGAUCGCCAUGGAUAAUUCUCUCGAAUCGGAAAAUGGAAAUGGAGGCCACAACAAGAUGAGGCACUCUAAGGCAUCCUUAUCUUGGCUUGAUUUGAAAGUCUUUUACGUGAGAAUUACCAAAUGUGAGAUAGAUGCUUCAACUCCUGAGUACCUUACACUAAACCAUAUUCCACUAGAUCGGGACACCCUUCUAGAAGUAAACGGUGCAAGAACUAGCAUGUAUUCUGAUGGUGUUUCUUCCCUUCUGAGAAGGGAUCGGCUGGACAAGAAAUUCGAAGAGGUAACAUUUGUGUCCACUGAGAGUAUAAGAGUGAGUGGGAGCGUAAAAUUUGAGGUUUUUGAUAAAGAUGUUCUAUUGCUUUCUGGGGUACUAGAGUUGUGUACCAGUAAUGGUUGUGUUGGGGAAGUAGAGACCUAUGGCCAGAAAUGGAGGGUGAAUUGUGAAUCGGAUAUGGUUCCGGGCAUGGGGUUUUUGAAGGGAAAACCAAGAAUUGAAGUUUUUGUUGCUGGUUGCUUCGCUGGUGGUAGUCCUAUUAUCUUAACGAAAACUGUGCAGCUUAGUCUCCGAAAGAAGCAAAUGAGGAAUGGCUUGGAUUCAAUACCAGAAUAUGAGGCAGCUGAGAGCCAAAAAGAUGUGCCAGCCGAGUUUCUUAAUCUUCAGCCAUCAGAUUGCCCAAAUUAUAAACCAGAGAAUGCAGACUACAAAUACCUUUAUACAGGGGCUGAAUACUUAGAAGGUGAAGAUGGAGAGCUCUCAUGGUUCAAUGCUGGAGUUAGGGUUGGUGUUGGAAUUGGCCUUGGUGUUUGUGUCGGAAUUGGAAUAGGAGUGGGAUUGCUGGUUCGAACCUACCAGGGAACCACCAGAAACUUCAGAAGACGACUACUAUAAUAACCUCUUCCAUCCGUACUUCUCUUCUAACCUGAGAUCAUCUUUGCUAAUCUAACGUCUUUCCAGGGACCAAAAAAAAAAAAAAGGAAUACUGCCGAAGGAUUCAUUUUCCUUGACCAAGUGCAGGCUAUUUUCAUGAAUUUCGGCUUUCCGAGUUUUUUAGCUUGCAAUGGUUGAGGCUUUGAUCCUAAAUAAAAGUGGCAUUUUUGUUCCUAAAUAAGUUCCAUUAACAGGAAUUUUCCUGGCCUGUUCUUCACCUGGUGUUGUAGGAAAUAGCAUGUAACCGUGACAAGACCCUCUUCGUGCAGCUUUGAAGUGUUAUGUAUGUAGCAGACUGAGGUCUAAUCCCUGAGUUCUGUUUUUCUUUUGGGUUUUUGUUUCAUGAAGUUGUCAAUAGCAACAAGUUCUGGUAAUGGAAACAGAUUUAGAGCCUCUCUUGAA
This is a messenger RNA of Rhododendron vialii, 2227 nucleotides long. RefSeq lists its product as uncharacterized. The coding region runs from base 905 to 1786 and encodes 293 amino acids. NCBI's taxonomy places the organism in Eukaryota, Viridiplantae, Streptophyta, Magnoliopsida, Ericales, Ericaceae. The transcript has 3 exons. Gene Ontology annotation, molecular function: phosphoglycerate dehydrogenase activity. The record is from RefSeq and is a predicted model, not a curated record.